GCCCCUGCGGGAGGCGGCAGGCUGGAGCUCAGUCCAGCAGCAGAAUCCAGGAGCCCAGAGGUGGCCAGGUGCUGACGUGAUGGCCACAGCAGGAAACCCCUGGGGCUGGUUCCUGGGGUACCUCAUCCUUGGUGUCACAGGAUCACGCGUCUCGGGUACCGGCAGCCAAAUCAUAAACGGCGAGGACUGCAGCCCGCACUCGCAGCCCUGGCAGGCAGCACUGGUCAUGGAAAACGAAUUGUUCUGCUCGGGUGUCCUGGUGCAUCCGCAGUGGGUGCUGUCAGCCGCACACUGUUUCCAGAACUCCUACACCAUCGGGCUGGGCCUGCACAGUCUUGAUGCCGAUCAAGAGCCAGGCAGCCGGAUGGUGGCGGCCAGCCUCUCCGUACAGCACCCAGAGUACAACAGACCCUUGCUGGCCAACGACCUCAUGCUCAUCAGACUGGAUGAGGCCGUGUCUGAGUCUGACACCAUCCGGAACAUCAGCAUUGCCUCCCAGUGCCCUACCAUGGGGGACUCUUGCCUCGUUUCUGGCUGGGGUCUGCUGGCGAACGGCGGAAUGCCCACCGUGCUGCAGUGCGUGAACGUGUCGGUGGUGUCGGAGGAGGUCUGCAGUGAGCUCUAUGACCCAGUGUACCACCCCAGCAUGUUCUGCGCCGGUGGAGGGCAGGACCAGAAGGACUCCUGCAACGGUGACUCUGGGGGACCCCUGAUCUGCAAAGGGUCCUUGCAGGGCCUUGUGUCUUUUGGACAAGCCCAGUGUGGCCAAGUUGGCAUGCCGGGCGUCUACACCAACCUCUGCAAAUUCACUGAGUGGAUACAGAAAACCAUCGAGGCCAGUUAACUAUAGGGACUGGGGCCCAUGAAAUUGACCCCCAAAUACAUCCUGCAGAAGGAAUUCAGGAAUCUGGGUUCCCAGCCCCUCCUCCGUCAGACACAGGAGUCCAGGCCCCCAGCCCCUCCUCCCUCAGACCCAGGAUUCCAGGCCCCAAGUCCCUCCUCCCUCAGACCUAGCAGUCCAAUGCCACCUAGACUCUUCCUGUACACAGUGCCACCUGUGGCACGACACUGACCCAACCUUACCAGUACUAAAGUUGCAUUUUCACAUAUUUUGUCCCUUUCCCCUAGAUCCAGAAAUAAAGUCUAAGAGA
This is a messenger RNA of Saimiri boliviensis boliviensis (Bolivian squirrel monkey), 1151 nucleotides long. It is a transcript of the gene KLK4, whose product is annotated as kallikrein related peptidase 4. Gene Ontology annotation, biological process: extracellular matrix disassembly; amelogenesis; proteolysis. Gene Ontology annotation, molecular function: serine-type endopeptidase activity. Gene Ontology annotation, cellular component: secretory granule. Lineage: Eukaryota; Metazoa; Chordata; Mammalia; Primates; Cebidae. The record is from RefSeq and is a predicted model, not a curated record.